Molecule: messenger RNA, 2770 nt
Organism: Anolis carolinensis (green anole)
Lineage: Eukaryota; Metazoa; Chordata; Lepidosauria; Squamata; Anolidae
Gene: olig2
Product: oligodendrocyte transcription factor 2
Exons: 2
Coding region: 136-1035 (299 amino acids)
Biological process (GO): oligodendrocyte cell fate specification; myelination; neuron differentiation
Cellular component (GO): nucleus
Molecular function (GO): DNA-binding transcription factor activity, RNA polymerase II-specific; protein dimerization activity; E-box binding
Source: RefSeq, a predicted model, not a curated record
CGCCCGCGAGGCUCGAAAAGGCGCUUCUUGAUUAAGCUGAGCGGUUGGAUCAGCGGCGUUAAGGCAACGGGGCUGGACCGGAGAGAGACACAGAGAGGCCCCCUUCGCCAGCAGCUGCCUUCCCGGCGGGCCAGCAUGGACUCGGACGCGAGCCUGGUCUCGAGCCGCCCUUCCUCGGCGGAGCCGGACGAGCUCUUCCUCUCGGCGGCGCGGAGCAAGGGCGGCGGCGGCGUCGGGGGCGCCGGGGUGGGCCUGGGGGGCUUCUCCUCCUCUUCCUCGGGGGCGGCGGUGUCCAGCUCGACCCCCAGCGAGUCCUCCUUGGAGCUAAGCGCCGCCGGAGUGGUGAUGGUGGACAAGCUGGCCUUCAAGUCGCCCUCCUCCUCUUCCUCCUCUUCCUCUUCCUCCUCCUCCUCUUCCUCCUCCAAGAAGGACAAGAAGCAGAUGACGGAGCCGGAGCUGCAGCAGCUGCGCCUCAAGAUCAACAGCCGGGAGCGGAAGCGCAUGCACGACCUCAACAUCGCCAUGGACGGCCUGCGGGAGGUGAUGCCUUACGCCCACGGGCCCUCGGUGCGCAAGCUCUCCAAGAUCGCCACGCUGCUCCUGGCGAGGAACUACAUCCUCAUGCUCACCAACUCCCUCGAGGAGAUGAAGCGCCUCCUCAGCGAGAUCUACGGAGGCGGCCACCACGCCGCAGCAGCCGCCGCAGCCGCCGCCGCCGCUUUCCACCCGGCCUCCGCGGCCGCAGGGUGUCCGGGAGGCAUGGUGGGCCACGCGGCGCCCUUGCCGGGACACCCGGUCGCGCACCACCCGCUCCUGCCUCCCGCCGCCGCCUCCCUUCCCGCCGUCGGCGCCCUUCGCCCGGGACACGGCCUCCUCAAGGCGCCCUCCGCCGCCGCCGCCUCGGCCCCCUUGGGCAGCGGGUUCCAGCACUGGGGCGGCAUGCCUUGCCCCUGCAGCAUGUGCCAGGUGCCCGCCCCCGCCCACCACCACCACGGCCCCGCCGGGCUGCCCAGACUCACCAGCGACGCCAAAUGAGCCAGGGGGGCAGGCACAAGGGCCGCCAUCCUCGCCAGGACUUCCCAGUUUGGAGCCAUCCACUCCAGAGAACCCCCGGCGCUUCUCUCGCUUCCCUUCGGACUGUCUUGACUUUGUAAAUGCUGCCCCCCCCCCUAUUGGCGGGCCUUGUGUGCCAUUUGGUCAGAAGGAAAUCCAGGCUCCUUGGGGACCUUUUUGCCUUUCGUUCCCCCCUUUUGAUCCUUCUAGGUGCCGGAUAUGGGGACCCAACACACACACAUACCGAGCCCAGUCCUUCACAGGUCCUAUAACACAGGCAUGGGCAAACUUGGGCGCUCCAGGUGUUUUGGACUCCAACUCCCACCAUUCCUCACAGCCUCAGGCCCCUUCCUUUUCCCCCUCAGCCGCUUAAGCGCUUAAGCGGCUGAGGGGGAAAAGGAAAGGGCCUGAGGCUGUGAGGAAUGGUGGGAGUUGGAGUCCAAAACCCCUGGAGCGCCCAAGUUUGCCUAUGCUUGGCCUAGAGUUAGGAUUCAGUCGGAAAGUAUUAAAAGGAAACUCCAGUGGUUUCAGAGGUUUGGGACUCCACUCCAGGCGCUCCCCACCUGGCUCCCAAGUAGCAGCAUCGUCUUGAGACUCGUCCACAGCGACCCCCUUGCCAGAUUCAAACCGGUAUUGAACGAAGUGGUUUCUCUGUGUUGGACAUAGAUGACAACAUGGGAAAUCCUGGCCCGGACAAUGAAGACACAAACCACAGAGCACUGAUGCGUAUUAAGGGCUUUCUUUCUCACAGUGUGUGGCUUGGCCACGGAAGUUUGAAACUGCAUUAAAUGGUCAGUGUAGGAGGUGGCCGUGGAAGCCAAGCAAGGGCCCUGACCCAGGCACCAUAACAUUAGGAAGAACCUCCUGAGAGAGAGAGCUAUUCUGCAGUUGGUUACUUUCUCUGGGGGUUUUCAAGCGGAGGCUGAAUGGCCAUCCCUCGGGAGUGCUUUAAUUGGGCAGAACGGGGUUGGACUGGAUGGCCCUUCCAAUUCUAGUUCUCAAUGACAAAUAGGGCACUGGGUGUGCUGUGAGUUCUCCGGGCUGUAUGGCCAUGUUCCAGAAGUAUUCUCUCCUGAAGUUUCGCCCACAUCUAUGGCAGCCAUCCUCGGAGGUUGUGAGGUCUGUUUGUUGGAAACUGGGAAGGCGGGAUUUAUAUAUGUCCAGGGCGGGAGAAAGAACUCUUGUCUAUUUAAGGCAGGUGUGAAUGUUGCAAUUGGCCAGCUUGAUUAGCAUUGACUAGCCUUGCAGCAUCAAAGCCUGGCUGCUUCCUGCCUGGGGGAAUCCUUUGUUGGGAGGUGUUCUUCUAAUGCGCCCCAGACUUUCCCUCUGCUUCCUGGCUCCUCCGUCAACCCCUUCCUGGGACUCCAGACCCUUUUUUUCCUUCCUCCCCCAUCCAUAAUCCUUCCUCCCUUUCCCUUUCUGCCCUUACCUGAUGGCCCGCUCCUGCUGCAGUCUUCCUCUCUCCCUUCCUUUCCGAAUAACCUCUGUUUCCUUCCCUUCCUCCUCCUCCUCCUCCUCCUCCUCCUCCUCCUACUCCUCCUCGCGCUGUCACCUUCGAGAGAUUUUUUAUCACUUGUUUAUUUUUAUAAAUAUAUAUAUAAAAAUAAAGAAAUGGAAAAAGUUGCUAAAUAAUAUUUAUUGUUUGGUUGCAAAAAAGAAAGGAAAUGGAGUCACUGUUUACGUUUUAAAGUAAUAAUUAAAAAGGAAUUGAAGUAUU